Messenger RNA from Triticum aestivum (bread wheat), 1926 nucleotides. RefSeq lists its product as uncharacterized. The transcript is spliced from 6 exons. NCBI's taxonomy places the organism in Eukaryota, Viridiplantae, Streptophyta, Magnoliopsida, Poales, Poaceae. The coding region runs from base 1 to 1926 and encodes 641 amino acids. The record is from RefSeq and is a predicted model, not a curated record.
AUGCUGACCCAGACCGCCACCCGCCAGCGCCGCUGCCCCUACCGCUGUAGCGCAGCCGCGCGCGCGCGUGUCGCUGUGCUUUUGUUUCGGGCGUGCGGUGGCCGGAGGCGGGUGGCGACGUGGCGGUCGCGCGGGCGCGGGGCGGCCAGAGCUCGACACGUCCAUGCCGCGCCGCAAAUGGCGAUAGGAGGAGACGCGGGCCCGUGGGUCGCGAGGGGGUCAUUUCGCGUCACUGAGAGAGGGGAACGGAGGGGCAGCGGCCUUCGGCGACUGGAGGGGCGACGCCAUCGGCGGCCGGAGGGGCAGCGGCUUUCGGCGACCGGAGGGGCGACGGCGUCGGCGGCGCCUGAGAUCUGGAGCACCGGCCCCAGGACGGAUCUCCCUUCCCCUGUGUCUAAUGGAUCCUUCGGCAGCACCUCUGGUGAGAAUGAGGGGAGUAAGAAGGUUAAGAAGAAGAUCAAGAAGAAAGGCAAUCUAUGUGGCUUUAAGUCAAGGUUUAACUCAAAAAGGCUGGCUGAGAUUGGGAAGCAAGUAUCACCGGAAAAACGGAGAAUCAUAAGGCAGGGACCGUUUGGAGACUUGUUGGACAUCCGGUCUUUCAAGGUGCCCCAUGAGCUCAUUGAGUUUGUUGUGAUGAACACGAAUCACAUACUCUCUGAGUUCAAACACAAGAACAAGUCCAUCACCUUCAGCAAGCUCAUGGUGAAAAGGAUUUUCAACGUGCCAUCCGGUGAUAGACCCAUGAAGCUUCUUAAGAAGAGUGAUGAACAUGAUCUUCGCAGCAUCUACAAGGAGGGGAACAGGGCUCCAAUCGCCCAUGUUGUCAAGUUGCUCACUAGUUGCAGCGAUGAGGACGUGGUUAUGAUAAAUAGGACUUGGACACUCCUUGCGUUGGCAACAGUUUUGUGCCCAGGCACUGGCAAUAUGGUGAAUCUCGAGUAUCUAGCUUCCUUGGAAGAUAUGUCUUUGGUGCAUGAAUUCGCUUGGGAUGAGCACUUGUUGGCACGAGCGAUGGAGGAGGUUGGAGUCUUUCAAGAGAAGAAGAGGAUGCAAGCAAAUACAGAAAAAGCAGCAGAGUUUCAGAUCGCUUCAUGCCUUCCCAUGUUAGCGAUCAUAUACAUGGAUCAUAUUGAUAUCCCGCCCGGCCUCCCAAAUGAGCAUGCCAUUGAUUAUUCCGUGCCGAGGAUACGCUUUGUUUGCCAAAAGGAUUUUGAUUGGUUGGAUAAAGUUGACAAGAACAAGCUCACUCUUGUCCAACCUUUCUACGGGAAACACACCCAAAUCCGGAGUUUGUGCAACACCCCCUAUGCAGCACAACUCAUGGGACAGGAAGUUGGUGCUGAAGCAGCCAGUGGGCAGGGAGUUGGUGCUAAAGCACCUAGUGGCCAAGGAAGCCAAAUUCAAGGUGCUGACAUUCAAGCAAAGGAUUCUCAAUCAAACGAGGCUCAACAAAAUGUUGAUGUUGAACCACACCUAUCAUCAUCGCUCAACGAUUGGCUACAGCAAUCAUUUCCUAGCAUGCAAGAUCUAAGGGUACCAACUCAGUUUCAAAUGCUCUACGACAAGCACAAGGGUAUUUUUGCAGCAGAGGUGGAUGGUGUAGCAGGCAAGUUUGGACAGUGUUUAAAGGGAUUGCAGUGCAACCGGAUGGCCGCUCUCCUUCGUGAUGUUGGAGACGCCAUCACAGCUACCAAUGAGCCCAACUUUUCCUUUGAAGCACCUAUCAUGGACGAAUGUCGCAGAAAAGAGAAUGAUGCUAAAGCUGCAAAUGCCGACAUUGGUGCUCAAGCUCAAGCUCAAGGUACAACACCUAGCAUCAACAAGGAUGAAGUCACCGGAUUGAACCUAGAAGUUGCAACAGAGGCUGCGGAAACUCGUGAGCAACAAAGAGUGAGUUUCGAGAUGGAAGGCAAUGCCUCACUGUAG